Messenger RNA from Phragmites australis (common reed), 886 nucleotides. Its product is annotated as probable calcium-binding protein CML31. The transcript has a single exon. The record is from RefSeq and is a predicted model, not a curated record. The coding region runs from base 224 to 661 and encodes 145 amino acids. NCBI's taxonomy places the organism in Eukaryota, Viridiplantae, Streptophyta, Magnoliopsida, Poales, Poaceae. Gene Ontology annotation, molecular function: calcium ion binding.
UCCUCCUUGCCGUGAAGCUUCGACAUGCGCGUUUCUGAGCGAGCUCCCUCCCACGUACAUAAGCUAGCGUCUGUCGUGCCUAUAUAAACACAUGGCCACGCAACAACAUUUGCAGCAACGUAGCGGCGUCAAGCAAAGCAAAGGGUUGGUUUGAGCAGCCUCUCCCUCUAAUCAACCAGCCCGCCGAGACCUUGUCAGCUCACCGAGGCCAAGGAGACGUGCGAUGGUUGCGUCGUCGUCGAGCGAGUUCGGGACGCUGUUCGCCGCGUUCGACAGGGACGCGGACGGCAGGAUCUCGGCCGCCGAGCUGCGGCUCUGCAUGAAGGCGACGCUGGGCGAGGACGUGUCGGCGGAGGAGGCCGAGGCGCUGGUGGCCUCGGUGGACGCGGACGGCGACGGGCUGCUGGACGGGGACGAGUUCGAGAGGCUGGUGCAUGCGGAGGUGGAGGAGGAGGAGCGCUGUAGAGGGCUCGAGGAGGCGUUCGGGAUGUACGAGAUGGAAGGCCAAGGGUGCAUCACGCCGAGCAGCCUGAAGCGGAUGCUGGGCCGGCUGGGGUCGGAGCAGGGCAUCGACGAAUGCCGCGCCAUGAUCUGCAGGUUCGAUCUCAACGGCGAUGGCGUGCUCAGCUUCGACGAGUUCAAGAUCAUGAUGAGCGCUUGAAGCUUGUCAGGAAUCAGGAUCGAUCGGUUGUGCUUCUUGUUGCCGGUUGUCGUACGUGUAUGUAUAUACAUAGCUGUUGAUUGGUUCACUUGAUUGGUGUAGGGUGUUCAUACAUAGUCCGUUCGUUCAUUCAUUUGUUAAAUUGGCAGCUCUGUCUGUAUUUAUAGGCGUAAUACUGUAAUUCCCUUGUGAACUCCGAUUGUGGACUGUCUGUGUGCUCUUCAA